AUGGCUCCAUGGAGGGGGCAGCUGUUGUUAUGUUGCGUCUUGGCAUUUCUGCUUCCUCACACGCUCGGAAACGUCAUGAACGAAGCCAAGAUCUCGCGGCAUCUUCUCCAAGCUGAGAGUCUCGCGAACGCAGGCGGGGUCUGGCACUACAACGAUGCCGCUGCUCCAAUGGUGGACGACAAGUCGAUCAGGAUGGCUCGGCAGAUGGAGAUGGCUGACGCUGGUUCCGAUGCUCCCAGCGAGGCGGAGGAGGCUGCUGAGGCAAACGCUGACUACGAGGACCACAAGAAAGUGACCGCCGAGAUCGUCAAGAGGAUCACAGAGCCUUUCAAGGACAGGAAUCCUGUCUACUUCUUGUUAGAGGGCUUCAUGGUGUGCGGGGUUGUUAUCCUGGGGUUCUGGGUGUCAGAGAGGUUGUGGUUGAAGCAGAACCUCUCGCUGGCCUCGUUCUGGGACCCAGAGAUCGACAAGAGGAUGUACCCGCUCUUCUAG
Guillardia theta CCMP2712 is the source of this 492-nucleotide messenger RNA. RefSeq lists its product as hypothetical. NCBI's taxonomy places the organism in Eukaryota, Cryptophyceae, Pyrenomonadales, Geminigeraceae. The record is from RefSeq and is a predicted model, not a curated record. Bases 1 to 492 code for a protein of 163 amino acids. The transcript is spliced from 9 exons.